AUAUAAAGUUAAAAAAUCUAGAAUUAAUAAACAAUACCAAUAAAAUACAAGCAAAAAGGAAAGCAAAACUAUCAACCAUAUUUCCUCACCUUCAUUAUUCUUUAAUUUCUCAGCUAAGUUUGAGAAUUCUCAUCAUAUAUGGAAUUCAGAUCCAAAUCAUGCAGAGAUGAGAGUUUACAAAUUGAGAGCUAUACUGAUGGAAGGGUAGCUCCAACUAGCAUGCAAGAUCUGAGAUGUUACAGUACAAAUUAUGCUUAUGAGGUUAGUAAUAAGGAAAUGAAGAUUGAAAAAGGGGAAAGAACAUUUGGAAAAACAUCAAAAAAUUGGAGCUUUAUUAAUGAUCCAGAGUUGCAGAGAAAGAAAAGAGUAGCUGGGUAUAAAGUGUAUGAUGUUGAAGGGAAAAUGAAAGGUACUUUCAAGAAGAGUUUCAGGUGGAUCAAGAACACAUGCAGAUGGUGGUGAUUCAUUAAUUGAUGGGUAUAUAAUUAUUUAUAUACUAUAUAGUCUAUAGUAUUUUUUUUUUAUGUUUUUGUUGUGCUGUGAUUUACCUGUUCUAAUUUGGAUUCUAAAUCUAUCUAAGUUGGAUUUAAUUUAUACAUUUUCGAUAUAAAAAGUUUUUAUA
Cicer arietinum (chickpea) is the source of this 622-nucleotide messenger RNA. RefSeq lists its product as uncharacterized. The record is from RefSeq and is a predicted model, not a curated record. NCBI's taxonomy places the organism in Eukaryota, Viridiplantae, Streptophyta, Magnoliopsida, Fabales, Fabaceae.